This is a messenger RNA of Ailuropoda melanoleuca (giant panda), 402 nucleotides long. RefSeq names its product histone H4. The record is from RefSeq and is a predicted model, not a curated record. Gene Ontology annotation, cellular component: nucleosome. Gene Ontology annotation, molecular function: protein heterodimerization activity; structural constituent of chromatin; DNA binding. NCBI's taxonomy places the organism in Eukaryota, Metazoa, Chordata, Mammalia, Carnivora, Ursidae.
AUGUACGUGUAUAUGAAGGAGGUCGUUUCUUUUGUGUACAUGUCUGAAGCUGUGACUGCUUACUGUGGACGCGGCAAGGGCGGGAAGGGCCUGGGCAAGGGGGGCGCCAAGCGCCACCGCAAGGUGCUGCGCGACAACAUCCAGGGCAUCACCAAGCCCGCCAUCCGGCGGCUGGCCCGGCGCGGCGGCGUCAAGCGCAUCUCCGGCCUCAUCUACGAGGAGACCCGCGGGGUGCUAGUGUUCCUGGAGAACGUGAUCCGGGACGCCGUCACCUACACGGAGCACGCCAAGCGCAAGACGGUCACGGCCAUGGACGUGGUCUACGCGCUCAAGAGCCAGGGCCGCACCCUUUACGGCUUCGGGGGCUGAGCCUCACCCAAGUCCUCACAUCCAAACCAACCA